Zerene cesonia (dogface butterfly) is the source of this 1767-nucleotide messenger RNA. RefSeq names its product zinc finger protein 239-like. Gene Ontology annotation, cellular component: nucleus. Gene Ontology annotation, molecular function: RNA polymerase II cis-regulatory region sequence-specific DNA binding; DNA-binding transcription factor activity; zinc ion binding. The transcript has 9 exons. The record is from RefSeq and is a predicted model, not a curated record. Gene Ontology annotation, biological process: regulation of transcription by RNA polymerase II. The coding region runs from base 126 to 1613 and encodes 495 amino acids. NCBI's taxonomy places the organism in Eukaryota, Metazoa, Arthropoda, Insecta, Lepidoptera, Pieridae.
GAUAUCGAAUAUCGCCCUUGAAUGUUUGUGUUGUAAAACAUUAAACUUACAAUAACUAAAAUACUCAACGAUAGACUUUACUAUAGAUCCAGAAAAUUUUCAUAGAAAUCCUUGUUAUAUAAAAUAUGAAAAUUGACACAACAGACUUUCAGGACAUGUGCAGAAUAUGCCUUGAACGAAGCCAAGUAUCUUUUGAUAUUUAUACUUGUUAUUACGCGAAAAGAAAUACAUUAUACUCUGAAAUGCUGUCUGAUUGUACAAAAAUUAAGCCUGAUGAAGAAGACGGUUUGCCGAGGCUUAUUUGUAAGAAUUGCUGCCGGCAGUUAAAAAGGACAUAUAUUUUCAAUUUGCAAUGUGUUGAGAGUGAAAAGAAAUUAAGGAACCUUCUAGAUAACAAUCAUACAAUUCCUGCAGAGACAGCAACAUGCCUUGGGAUCAAGGAAAAGGUGCAUGAUCUGUGUAAUAAUGUUAAAGACGAGAUAGAAGAUUUAAAGGACAAAUCCAUAGAAUUGUUAUUAAAAGAAGAAAAAGCUGUUGAUGAGGAUAUCAAAUCGGAACCUGGUUACAAUGAAAAUGAUGAAAAUGACAAUUGGAAUGAUGAUGAUGAUAAUGUUCUUAUUCAAUUCAAAACAGCACAAGAGUCUGAAGUUUCAGAAGCGAAUGGCGAGGUGAUAACAAAGAAAAAAAGAGGGCGCAAGAAAAAAGAUGGAACAGCGGUGGCCCACAGCAGGCUGCCACACCAGUGCGACGUCUGCGGGAAGAUACUCAGCUCGAAGAGCAAUCUGAACUCGCACAAGAUAUGCCACACGGACUUCAGGCCCUAUAAGUGUACAGAGUGUCCCGCUUCCUUCAAAGGACACAGUGGUUUAUUCCAACACAAAAGGUUGCAUACCGGCGAGACACCUUUCCAUUGUGAAUAUUGUCCGAAGCAAUUCAGAAGAAAAACGGCCCUCGUCAACCAUAUACGCAUGCAUACUGGUGAAAAGCUAUUCAGUUGCGACAUAUGCUUCAAGAGUUUCGUGCAGAGCGCCCAACUGGCGAUACACAUGAAGCGGCACAGCGGCGACAAGUCCUACCUGUGCCAGGACUGCGGGAAAGGGUUCCCAAUAAAGGCCGAUCUGAAGGUGCACCAGCGGGUCCACAACGGCGAGAAACCGUACGCGUGCCACCUCUGCGAGAAGACCUUCGCGACAUCUGGAAACCUGUCCAUCCACGUGCGGAUACAUAACAGAGAAGUUAGAUACAAUUGCAAAUAUUGCCACCGCGGUUUCAUAACACGCAGCUCAUUUAACGUUCACAUCAAACGGCACAGCGGCCAAAGGGACUAUUCCUGCGAGUGCGGCAAGAAAUUCUACACGUCGUCAGCUUUAAAGCAACAUAAAGUCGUUCACACGGGCGAAAAGCGAUACCAGUGCAAGAUAUGCGAUAGAAAGUUCACACAGACAAGCCAUUUGAGCCGCCAUUUUAGACGAGAUCACGCGAAACCGAACGCGCCGAUACCCACCUCGGAUUAUUAUAAAAUCAUCCUGCCGCAAUCCAGCCAAGGAAUGGUGUUCGAAAUUCAAAAGGCGGCGCCGAAUGUGGACGACAAUUUGAAAUGCGAAGACACGUAGCGAAGGGACUGGCUGAAUAGAAAUGUUGUUUGGUGCGCCGUGUUCGAAAUUUGAAUUGUAAUCCGAUAGAUAAUUCAAAUGUGGAAGGGAAUGAAGUGUCGUGUUCGAUAUUUAAAUUAUAAUUCGAUAUUAAUUUGAAAUGUGAGAUAAGAGA